Molecule: messenger RNA, 896 nt
Organism: Opisthocomus hoazin
Lineage: Eukaryota; Metazoa; Chordata; Aves; Opisthocomiformes; Opisthocomidae
Source: RefSeq, a predicted model, not a curated record
AUGGCUCGGAGGAUGAGCAUCGACGAGCUGGAGGACCAGCUCCUCUGCCCCAUCUGCCUGGAGGUCUUCAAGGAGCCCCUGAUGCUGCAGUGUGGGCAUUCAUACUGCAAGUCCUGCGUGGUGUCCCUCUCGGGAGAGCUGGACGCGCAGUUCCUGUGCCCCGUGUGCCGCCAGCGCGUGGACUGCAGCGCCUCGCCGCCCAACGUCACGCUGGAGGAGUUGUCUGUGCUGCUGACCGACGUCCACCAGUACAAGAGGAACCUGGAUGAACUCUUCAGCAAGCUCAUCAACAACAAAAGCCGCAUCGCAAACGAGGCGGAUGUCUUCAAGUGGGUGAUCCGGAAGGAGUUCCAGGAGCUGCACAGGUACAUCGACGAGGAGAAGGCCACCUUCCUGGAGAGCAUCGAGGGGAAGGCAGCCCAGCUCAUCACCUCCAUCGAGUCCCAGGUGAAGCAGACGUCCGACGCCCUGCAGAGGCUGAAGGAGGUGCAGAGCUCCCUGGAGGCGCUCAGCAACGAAAGCCAGCUUGAUUUCAUCCGGAAAUACGGCUCCUCCCAGUUCAGGUCAGAGCUCCCCAGCCUCCACCCCGGCGACGGCAUCUUCAGCCCCGUGUCCUUCAAGCCGUGCUUCCACCAGGACGUCAUCAAGAUUACCGUGUGGCCGGCUCUGGCGCUGCGUGCUCUCCUUCUAGCUCCGGAGACGCUGAAGCUGGACCCGGUGACAGCGCAUCCCCUCCUGGAGCUCUUCAAGGGUGACACCGUGGUGCAGUGCGGGCUCUACCAGCGCCGGGACAGCAACCCCAAGCGCUUUGACUGCAGCAACUGCAUCCUCACCUGCAAGGGCUUCUCCUGCGGGCAGCACUACUGGGAGGUGAUUGUCGGCGCCAGGAACCACUG